Caenorhabditis remanei is the source of this 663-nucleotide messenger RNA. RefSeq lists its product as uncharacterized. Gene Ontology annotation, biological process: protein acetylation. The transcript has 4 exons. Lineage: Eukaryota; Metazoa; Nematoda; Chromadorea; Rhabditida; Rhabditidae. Gene Ontology annotation, cellular component: cytoplasm. The record is from RefSeq and is a predicted model, not a curated record. Gene Ontology annotation, molecular function: N-acetyltransferase activity; acetyl-CoA binding. Bases 1 to 663 code for a protein of 220 amino acids.
AUGACAAUUUCCUUCGUUACUCUUCAUGAUCGAGAGGAUCUUCUUAUGAAAAGUGCCACGUUUCUGAAUACGGAAUGGCCACGUAGUAUGGGCUCCCGUGAACAUUCUCAACGGAAAUCGUGUCGGCAGACGCCGCCGAUGUCAUUUCUAUUGCUGGAAACGGAAACAGAUGAGAUCAUUGGGCAUUCAAGAGUUACUCGUCUUCCGAAUCGUGAAACCGCUCUCUGGAUCGAAUCAGUGAUGAUAAAAAAGGAUCAGCGAGGCCGCGGACUCGGUAAAUAUCUGAUGUUGGAAACGGAGAAAUGGAUGAUGGAAAACGGAUAUGAUGAAGGUUUUCUGGCAACUGAAGAUCAGUGUCGUUUCUACGAAUCAAUUGGAUACGAGAACUGCGAUCCAAUUGUUCAUUCGACAACUGCCACGUGUGUUUUCGCAGCAAUGGAUCAUUUUCAAAACGCUGCUGCCGCCAACCCAUCAAUCCCUUCCACGUCUUCAUCAUCUUCUACCAAUUCUAGUACUUUUGUCUCUUCUUCUGCUCCAAUUCCACCCCCUCCUCCUCCUCCCAAAAUGGUCACUCGAUCUACUUCUCCCAUUUCGAAACACAUUGACGUCAAUAUUACGGACCACCAAUACAUGAGAAAACGGAUUAAACCAUUUGAUAAGUAG